CUGUUCAUACUGACGUCACUCACGGCGAACGGCUCGCGCGCUGCUCGCUGAGCCUCACGCGCUGAGUCCUGACUUGGCUCUUGCAGAAACGCGGGAAUCAAAGGGAGCCGGUAAGGAGGCUGCGAGCCAUCAGCCCGAAGCACUGCUGUCAUUUCUGCUGACCAGCCUAACGGGACAUAACAUUAAAGAUGCAGUCGGGCGCCUUUUUAGUGAUGCUGGCUAUUCAAGUCUACGCUGAUGGCACCGAAGGGCCAACAGCCGGCUGCAAGUUUGAUGAAGACUCGAACAACAGCCUAGAUGAAUGCCAGCAGGGGAAUGAUGACGACUUCGACUGGCAGUUAGUCCGGACCUACAGCUGGCCUCAGGAAGACCCAGACCUCCUGCCUGGGUCAUUCAUGUUGGUGAACUCUUCCCAGCAUGCCGAGGGGGCGCGCGCCCGUCUCUCACUGCGCCCACUGAGUGAGAAUGACACACACUGUGUUCAGUUCAGCUACUUCCUGUACAGCCGUGAUGGCCACAGCCCCGGUGCCCUGCGCGUCUUCGUGCGUGUGAAUGGCGGGCCGCUAGGCAGCCCCAUCUGGAACGCCUCCGGCUCACACGGCCGGCAGUGGCACCAGGUGGAGCUGGCCAUCAGCACCUUCUGGCCCAGUGAUUACCAGGUUCUGUUUGAGGCCUUUGUCUCUCAGGAGAGCCGUGGCUACGUGGGACUUGAUGACAUCCUGCUGCUGAACUACCCCUGCCACAAGGUGCCACACUUCUCCCGCCUGGGUGACGUGGAGGUGAACGCUGGGCAGAAUGCCACCUUCCAGUGUGUAGCGCUAGGCCGUGCCUCAGACCUGGAGCAGCUCCUACUUGAGGAGCAGAGUGGGCCAGUGCUGCAGGCCUCCUCGGUAUGGAAGACGAGCCACCGGCGCUCUGUCGGCAUCUUCAUGGUGGACUGGCUGGGGGGGGCAGACCAGGCAGCAGGGGGGCAGCACCUGUAUCGCUGCGUCAGCCCCUCGGCUCGGGGGGCCGCUGUCUCCAAUUUUGCCCAGCUCAUCGUGAAAGUGCCCCCCUCCCCUACCGAGCCUCCCCAGCUUCUCCGCGCCGGCCCCACCUACCUGAUCAUCCAGCUGAACACUGACGCCAUGCUGGGCGAUGGCCCAGUGAUCCGCCGCCAGGUGCAGUACCGCACUGGCCACUCUGCCUGGGCCGAGAUACACGGUGUCAGCACUGCCACCUACAAGGUGUGGCACCUGGAGCCAGACACCGAAUAUCAUAUCAGCGCCCUGCUGACGCGGCCCGGCCCUGGGGGGACCGGGCGACCGGGGCCACCACUGGUCAGCCGCACCCGAUGUGCAGAGCCCAUGCGUGCUAUCCGAGACUUGCGGGCCACCGAGAUCCAGUCCCGCCAGCUGACCUUGCAGUGGGAGCCCCUGGGAUACAACCUAACCAGAUGCCACAGUUACACUGUAUCGCUGUGUUACCACUAUUACACAGCGGGGGGCGGUGGCGUGCAGAACGCCACAGUGCGUGAGUGCCUGACCGUGGAGCAGGAUGCCUCGCGGCUCACCCUGCGUGACUUGCCGCCCUUUCGGCCCGUGCAUGUGCGCCUGGCACUCACCAACCCUGAGGGCAGCAAGGAGGGACGGGAGGUCACCUUUCAGACGGAGGAGGACGUCCCUGGGGUCAUUGCCACAGAGUCACUGACAUUCACCCCUUUGGAUGACAUGGUCUUCCUCAAGUGGGAGGAGCCUGUGGAGCCCAAUGGUCUUAUCACUCAGUAUGAGAUCAGCUACCAGAGCAUUGAAUCGUCGGAUCCAGGUAUCAACGUGCCAGGCCCUCGGCGCGUCGUGUCCAAACUCCGCAACGAGACCUACCACGUGUUCUCCAGCCUGCAGCCUGGGACCACAUACUUGGUUUCUGUACGUGCUCAAACUGCCAAGGGUUUCGGACUCACAGCACUCACCGAAAUCACCACCAACAUCUCAGCCCCGGCCUUUGACUACGAGGAUGCACCGGCCUUGCUGGCUGAGACGGAGAGCACCGUCACUGUGCUCCUGCGGCCGGCCCAGGCCAGGGGAGCCCCCAUCAGCACCUACCAGGUUGUGGUUGAGCAGGAAGAGGAGCAGGGGGAUGAGGAAGAUGAAGAGAGCUCCAGGCAGGUGAAGAGAGAGCUGAGUAAGCAGGAGUGCUUUCCCACGCCCACCCUGACUUUGGGGGGCGGAGCCUACUGCAGUGCAGAGCUGCCUCCCAGCAGCCUGCCUGAGGCUACGCCCUUCACCGUCGGUGACAACCGCACCUACAAUGGCUGCUGGAACACUCCACUCGAUCCCAGGAAGAGUUACGCCAUCUACUUCCAGGCUAUCAGUCAUUUUAAAGGGGAGAUGCGGAUCAACUGUAUUCGUAUCGCAAGGAAAGCAGCCUGUAAGGAUCACAGGCAGGCCCUGGAGGUGUCUCAGCACGCUGAAGAGAUGGGACUCAUCGUUGCUUCCUGUGCUGGAGGGCUGCUGCUCCUCACCUCUCUGCUGGGGCUCGUUGUCAUCCUAAUCAAGAAGCGCAGGGUAGAGGCAGCUGUCCACAAGGUCCCUAUGUGCAAACGAUUGGAGAAACCACAAGACAAGGCACGGCAGAGCUCCCAGGAGAAGAAUGCCCCAGGCAUGGAGCAGAGUGCGCUGGAAAAUGGCAGGCUGCAGGAGGCCUUCUUGCAUGGACACAGCUGUGCAGCUCGCAAGGAGCAUCGCCACUCGAUGAACGAGUCCAGCAGCUUGCUGGGGCGGUCUCCACAGCAACUGGGAGCACAUAUGGGAUCCCUGUACCCCAAGGGACAGCUGCGUCCUGCUGUGCGCGUGGCUGACCUCCUGCAGCACAUCAGCCAGAUGAAGACAGCUGAGGGCUAUGGCUUCAAGCAGGAGUAUGAGAGUUUCUUCAGCAGCUGGGAUGGCCACAGCAAAAAGGGCAAGACCACAGCUUGUCACGACAGUCUCCUGGGCUAUGACCAUCAUCGUGUCAAGCUCCACUCACUGCUGGGAGAGACAGGUGGUGUCGGUGCCAACUACAUUGAUGGCUACCACCGUCCCAACCACUUCAUCGCUACGCAGGGUGAGGUCCAACUGUGCAUCUGUUUGUGUGUGUGUGUGUAUAUAUAUGUAGUUAAUAUGUGGAGUCAUGAUUGGUGGGUGUGGCUGUUGCUUGUUGAUUGGACCACUUUUCUGAUGGGAGUGGCUGUUGAUUAUUGGUUGGAUGACCUUUCUGGUGGGGUGGCUAGGGGCUUCUCAGCCAAGCAGGAGGUGCGGCAGUUCCAUUUCACGUCGUGGCCAGAGCAUGGCGUGCCGAUCCAUGCCACAGGGCUGCUGGCUUUCCUGCGCCGCGUGAAGGCCGACACCCCCUCUGACAGUGGGCCGCUGGUGGUGCACUGCAGUGCCGGGGCCGGCCGGACAGGCUGCUACAUAGUGCUGGACGUCAUGCUGGACAUGGCUGAGUGUGAGGGCGUGGUGGACAUCUACAACUGCGUCAGAACCCUCUGCUCCCACCGCAUCAACAUGAUCCAGUCAGAGGAACAGUACGUGUUCAUCCAUGAGGCCAUCCUGGAGGCGUGUCUUUGUGGGGAGACGGCCAUCCCAUUGGCUGAGUUUGCUGCCAGCUACACAGAGAUGCUGAGGGUGGAUCCCCAAAGUAACUCCUCCCACCUACGAGAAGAGUUCCAGACGCUGAACUCUGUCACACCCCACUUGGACGUGGAAGAGUGCAGCAUGGCACUGCUUCCCAGGAACCGGCAGAAGAACCGCAGCAUGGAUGUUCUGCCCCCGGACCGCUCGCUGGCCCUGCUCACAGCGUCCGAGGGCGAUGCGGCUGGCAGCAGCUAUGUCAAUGCGGCUCUAGCCAGCAGCUUCCACCGACCCGCCGCCUUCAUCGUCACGCCGCAUCCGCUGGCCAACACCACUGCAGACUUCUGGAGGCUCGUCUUUGACUACGGCUGCAGCGCUGUGGUCAUGUUGAACCAGCUGAACCAGUCCAACUCUGCCUGGCCCUGCCUGCAGUACUGGCCAGAACCCGGACUACAGCACUAUGGGCCCAUGCAAGUGGAGUUCCUGUCCAGGUCAACUGACGACGAUGUUGUCACGCGUCUCUUCCGUGUGACGAAUCUGACUCGGCUUCAGGAGGGCCAGUUGCUGGUUCGUCAGUUCCAGUUCCUGCGCUGGUCGGCCUACCGGGAAGUGCCUGAUUCCAGAAAGGCCUUCCUUGGCCUGCUGGGCUUGGUGCUGAAGUGGCAGGGAGAGGCUGGGGAAGGCCGUACUGUUGUGCACUGCCUGAAUGGCGGAGGCCGCAGUGGUACUUUCUGUACCUGUGUCAUGCUGCUGGAGAUGAUGCGCUCUCACGGCAUGGUAGACGUCUUCUACGCUGUCAAAACACUGCGGAACUCCAAGCCUAACAUGGUGGAGAGCCUGGAGCAGUACCGGUUCUGUUACGACCUGGCACUGGAGUACUUGGCCUGCCUGGAGGCCAGGUAACAGCCGGUCCACAGACCCCCCCAGCUGCUGCCGGUCUAGACUUGUCCUCCUUCCGGGUUUCUGUUAAGGAUGCAGUAACUGUCCCGUAACAGCAAGUUGGAUGCAGGAGAAGCUGCAGCUGUAUGGCCAAAAGUGGUGCUGAUCUCACAACACUCAGUGUGCCCCUUUUGGAUUUCAGCUUUUUGAACAUUAACUUGUGUGUUGAUUUUGCCUGGGGCUUCAUGUGUGGCAUGUUCUUGUCGAGGCCAAAGGCAUGACCUGCAUAACCUGCAGAGUUUCCAUUGGGAUCAAGAGCAGCUGACUGUCCAAAGGAUCACAACCUGCAGAGUGUCCACAGGAUGAAGACCUGCAGACUGUCCACAGCGAAAAAGACCUGCAGACUGUCCACAGCGAAAAAGACCUGCACAGUGUCCACAGGGAACAAAACCUGCACAGUGUCCACAGGUCACAAGACCUGCAGACUGUCCACAGGUCACAAGACCUGCAGACUGUCCACAGGGACCAAGACCUGCAGACUGUCCACAGGGAACAAGACCUGUAGUGUGUCCACAGGGAUCAAGACCAGCUGCAGAGCUGUCUAGAGGAAUUAAAACCCGUCCCUGUGAGCCAGUGAUUUGAUCUGGUCUCGAGGAUUACUAACAAGAAUUUCCAGUUCUCACAAUGGUCCAGAGGAUUCUGUUGUAGGAAAAAGCUUUGAGAAGAGCACACAUUGAUGAGGAACUGAGCAGAUAUAAGAACAGCAGAGAAUGCCUGCAGAAAGGUGACAUUUUCUGAUAUCACUGCCAGUACUGCUUGGGAACUGACUGGAGCUGCCUGAUCAGGUCCACUCAAGCUGAAGAGCUCAAAUUGAGUGCUUGGAUUUACCUUGACUGUUGCCAUGGAGAUUAGCUCUUGGAAAUCUCUUGGCAGAUGAGAUUGGUAGGGUCUCUGAUGGGAAUGCAGGUCACAAAUCGGGUAACCCUUUGUGUCUACACAAGAGAUGCUUUGGUUGUGGUCUGUGCACAUAGGUGUUUUGCAGAUGUUUCUAGGUAUUGUGAUUCAAGUUUCCAGUCAAUUACGUGUGUGUGUGUGUCUCUGUCUGUGAAACAGGUGACCUUCAGAACACGUGUCUGCCAUUUGCUGAAAUACACAAAUGAGCCAUUCUACCCAGCAGGGACUCCUUCUGCACAGCAGCCCGACACUCUGCAGGAACAAGAUUAAAAAGUUAUCAUACAUACUACUUUAUUAUUAUUAUUAUUAUUAUUAUUAUUGAUAGUGAUCAUUUCUCAUUACACUGUCUAUAUUUUUCGCAGUUGUUGACAGAAAUGUAAUAAAUGGCACUGAUAAAUGAGCAUUUCAGUGGUUUUGGCAUAUAUAUUUUGAAAUUUCACAGUUCUGUUGUAUUUCCUUGUCUUUCUUGCUGUGUUCAGUCUUGUUUCACCCACACCUUCCCCAGAAGCAUCUCAAACCCAGUGGUACACAAAUAUUUUUUCAAUAUCUGUGUCCACAUGUGCCUUCUGUGCUUACCUGUAAAUUGCCGUAUUCUGAAACCAUCUGGGAUUGAGGUACAGAUGAUUUGGGAGCAUGGGAGGGAGACGUCUUCUGGAGCGACCCUUGAGACAGCUGUCCUCCAAGGGCCAUAACACUGACAAGCACCUUCCAGCAGCACAGCUAGGGGGCUCAGGACUGUUAGUCUGUGUUGCAUUUCAGUACAGUGGAAUUAGCACUGAGAGAAUUUGUUUGGUUUAUGAGUCUGAAUCCUCUCUUUGUCGUAUGGCUUAGCAGUGGAGUAUGGAGGUCCCACCUACUGCGAAACACAGUGGCUUGACUUUCUGCUUUCUUGGGGGGGGGCAAUGUUAUUUGGAUUCAGAGUGUUUUGUGUGAUUAUACUUACUCUCAGCGAUACUUUUUGACCCAAUAAAUAACUGCUGUUGAGCUUCUUGUGCUGUUGGUUGAAGUCCUUCAAGGGAAAUGUUUUUAAACCCAUGAACAAAGCUCUUAACCUUAUACAUCCGGAGAGGAUGGUAAAAUGGAUUAUUUGUAUAUUAACAUUUUCCAGUGCAAAAUGCGAGCCACUGCAUGUAGAAGGCUAUUGUCCUCUCAUUUUGAAAAGGCCAAAUGCUGACUGUAAUCACGCAUAAUGUAAAUUUCUCUGGUUAAGAGCCUCUCCUUGGGUAAAAGAGUAUUAUUAUGUUUAAAUUGCUGAGGAAAUCUACACAGUUUGUCAUCAGGACGAUUAACAGUGUUCUCCACUGAAGAGUUAUGAUGUGAGAAAUGCAUUAAUCUAUUUUAUACGUCACGCUCCUGCUCUGACAGUGACGGGCAGGCAGGCGUGCUCCUGGGCCUCCGGAAACUUCCCUGCAUGCCAACUGCCUGCCCCAGUGUUACUCCAAGUCACAUGCGUGUGGCACUCGAGCAGCGCUCCAAACUGGUGCCCCUGAGGAUGGCGAUGUGCCCCAGUCAUGGCAGAGACGUGGCAGGGCAUGGGGCAGAGGUACACCUGACAGUGACACUUACAUCCCUCCUUCUUUGGCAGUUUCCUGGUUCUAUUUUAUGACAUCAUCUUCUACCUCCCUCAGUGUGCAACAAAUGACUUCAGAAAGGCCAACGAUCCCACGAGCAUGGAACCUCACCCAAUAUGUGUGCUGCAAAUUAGAGACUAAUUCUUAUGAGAACCUUUGUGUGGCUCCUCUCAGAAAAAGCAUUUAUAUGAUAAUGAAAACGAUGCAGGUGCUUCGCUCACAGGAAAUUCUGUUAUAUGCAAGACAAGAAGUGCUGACUACUCAGUAUCGUGUUUGGAAAUGGAGCAGGAUGCUCGCAAGCCACCUGCGGGACUCUGCCUGCAAAAGAGCUUAUUUUGUUGGUCUCUAACACAGUCAGAAAUACUUGCUUUUAUAAUUGGUGUAAAAUAUUUGUUGAAUCACCUGAAUAUGAAAAUAAAGCAUAUUGAUCACAAAAAG
Molecule: messenger RNA, 7429 nt
Organism: Paramormyrops kingsleyae
Lineage: Eukaryota; Metazoa; Chordata; Actinopteri; Osteoglossiformes; Mormyridae
Source: RefSeq, a predicted model, not a curated record